Molecule: messenger RNA, 979 nt
Organism: Panicum virgatum (switchgrass)
Lineage: Eukaryota; Viridiplantae; Streptophyta; Magnoliopsida; Poales; Poaceae
Exons: 4
Coding region: 118-852 (244 amino acids)
Source: RefSeq, a predicted model, not a curated record
ACCCGCGCCGCGCGACACGGCGUCACCACUUCCGCGCGGCCAAGGGCCAACUCUUCCGCCUCGUCGGCAAUAGCUCGCCGCCGCCGAGCAAAGCAAGUAAGGAACCGAGCGGAGCCGAUGGCGGCGGCGCUGUCUGCGUUCCCGCGGGCCGCUUCCCGCUUCGCGCCGUGUGGCCGCCGGCCUAAUUUCCGCGCCCUCUGCGCCGCAGCUGCGGCCGCCGAGGCCCCGAAGCGGAGGCUGGUCCUGUACACCAAGCCGGGGUGCUGCCUCUGUGACGGGCUCAAGGAGAAGCUCCACGCCGCCUCCCUGCUCGCCGGAACGCCCUACUCCCUCGCGUCCCUCGAGCUCCAGGAGAGGGACAUCACGACGAAUCCGGAGUGGGAGCGGCUGUACCAGUACGAGAUCCCAGUGCUGGCCAAGGUGCUCCCCGAUGGGACCGAGGAAAUACUUCCCAGAUUAUCGCCCCGUCUGAGUGUGGAGCUCAUACAGAAGAAAAUUUAUUCUGUGUUUGAUCAAUGCGUAUUCCCUGUGAAGCCUGUUGAUAAUUGUGGAGAAAUCACCAUGGAAGGUACAUGCAUUAACCUGCGAUGUGGAAUGGCUUCGUUUUGUCUUUUCACCAAAGCAGGGCAUGAAAAAUCCCCGUAUGUACUGGUUUUUCGGUGCUCUGAUAUUGGAGGCCAGGGUAGGGAUGCUGUUGGUGCUGGAGGCAUGCUAGGAGCACAGGAUGGAAGGAAAGCUUCUAGGACUGGAGACAACUUCAGAUCUCUAAUUCGGCCAAAAAUUGAGGUAUUUAGACCAAGGUUCCUUGAACUCCAUUCUGUGAUGAUUUGGGCUAGCUGUUUCAGCCUGUAAGAUUGUAGAAAAUUGCUGCGAUCUAUCAGGGAAAUGAAAACUUGGACUGUGACUGGUGUUGCAACCGUUGAGCCAUUUGUAUUUGUUAACCUGACAAAUAAUUCCUGCAUUUGCAUUUUUGUAUAAA